GUAAUUAGAUUUUGUUUGGCUGGGUUAUCUCGAAAGAUAUGAAAAUGGCCAAAUCAGAACCAGAUAUUGAUUUAUACGCCGCAGCUCGUAAUGCUUAUGUUACCAUACGAUUGCGCUAUGCAUCCUCUUUAUAAUAUAUUCAGCGAAUUGUAAAGAGUAUGUUCAAUCAUCUUGGGGCGAAAGAAACAAUUUUGUUUUUCUGUCAGACAGUUUUGCAGCCCUUUCUUAUCUCUUUUUGAUCCGCGAAGCUCAUUCUGUACAGAGGCUUAAUGGCAACUAUUAGCCAUGAUACAGCCCUACCCAGAGCUCAAGUGACCGGACGUCCGCGGCUGGCUUUUUCUGAUGCAUCAAGAUGGCCAGUGGAUAUUCUCCAGCUCGUAGGAAUUGCAGCAGCAAUUGGUGCUGGAACAGCACGACCACUAAUGCCCCUGAUUUUUGGAGGUUUAGCAAACAAAUUUAACAACUUCCAAGAUGCUUCUGCUCUGAAAAAAACCGUUGAUUCUGAAGUUCUGUACUUGUUGUACCUUUUUAUUGGUCAAUGGUUUCUUACCUGCGCUUAUGGUAUUUUACUAUCGAUAUCUGCAAUGAAUCGUUCCAGGAGACUCAGAGCAUCGUACCUGAAGUCAGCUAUCCACCAAGAUACGGGGCUAGUGAGCCAAGGAAAAGUCGCCGACAAUUUUGCUACGAGCAUCAAUAGUAUUGAGGAUGCAUUAGCUGAGAAGCUUGGGGUUGUCAUGCAAGCAGGUUCAACUGUCAUUGUUUCCCUGAUCAUUGCUUUUGUACACAGUUGGCAGCUCACUUUGGUCCUUUUCUCUACAAUUGUACUUCUGUUCAUCAGUAACUUUGGCACCGCUGCUCUGGAUACACGUUUAGAGCAGAAAAUUCAGCAAAUUGAGGAAUCCGCAGCGAAUUUGGCGGAGGAGGUGUUCAAUGGUAUACGUAUGGUCAUGGCCUGUGUUGCCGAAUCGAAGCUGGUUGAUGACUACACCGCAAUUCUAGAAGCUGCUAGGGUAAAACGAAUGCAGAAGAGCCCCAUACUUGCAGUGCAGUUCUCGAUGAGCUACUUUGCUCUGCUCUCUUCGUAUGCCCUUGCAUUUUGGUAUGGAACGAUUCUGUUAAACCAGGGGAAGAUUUCCAGCGGUGGAACAAUCGUCAUAGUGAUUCUAUCCAUCAAUCAAGGUACAAAUGGUAUGAGGAAGAUUUUGCCGAUCUAUGGUAUUCUCUCCAAGGCGAGAGCAGCCUCAGUAAAUCUGAACAAAGUGAUCAAUAGUACGCCAACUAUUAAUUCCAUUAACAGUGGUGAUGUAACACUUGAAAAUAUCAAGGGCGAGAUUGUAUUGCAUGACGUCUCUUACUUCUAUCCCUCCAGACCUUCUGUCAAUGUUCUUGAUGGCUUGAAUAUCCGCUUUGAGGCCGGUAAGAUGACAGCCUUAGUUGGCACCAGUGGGUCUGGAAAAAGCACUAUUGUUGGUUUAAUUGAGCGAUGGUAUGAGCCUACGCGAGGAACCGUCUCAAUUGAUGGCUUCGCUAUUAAUGAGCUGAAUGUGAAAUCAUUACGGAGCAAGAUUGGACUGGUGCAGCAGGAAGUCACACUCUUCAAUGAUAGCAUAUUUUACAAUGUUGCUUGCGGGCUUUAUGGUACGUCCUUGGAGAAUUGUUCCGACAAGGACAAGCGAGACUUGGUAGUCAAGAGCUGUAUGGAUGUCGGAGCGCACGCCUUUAUUGAAAGCUUACCCAACGGGUAUGAUACCAAAGUUGGAGAUAAAGGAAAUCUUCUCAGUGGUGGCCAAAAACAACGUAUCAGUAUAGCCAGAGCUAUAAUAUCGUCUCCAUCAAUUUUGAUCUUCGACGAGGCAACGUCGGGCUUGGACAUAGAAUCUGAGCGGAUCGUAGAGGCAGCGAUAAAAAAGGUCUCAAUGGGUAUGACGAGUAUUAUCAUAACACACAAAUUAUCCCUUGUUCAAAAAGCGGACCAGAUCGUCUUGUUGAAAAAUGGAACUGUGCUUGAGAGUGGCACACAUCAAUCUUUACUGGCAAUGAACGGUAGAUAUGCCCAACUUGAUGAGGCGCAACGGCUCGACGAGACGAUUCAAUACACGGAUCAACCACUUGAAAAAUCUGAAAUUCAAGAAGCCAACAAGAACGAUACCACCAAAUUGCAAAUUGAUGAGGUGGCGCAACCCACGAAGACUGUUGACGGUAUAUCUACCCCUACGACGCUGGAUCCAAGGUCUUCAUUAUUCCGAUCUUUAUGGCUAAGCCUACUAGACCACCGAGUACUCUUACGACUUUUGGUAGCGGUGAUACCCACAUGUGUGGUUGCAGGCGGCGUAUACCCAGCCCAAGCAAUUCUUUUUGGACACAGUGUUUCUAGGCUUGGAAAAUUCGACUCCAAUAUCCAGAAGACGGAAAACUUUUGGUCUCUGAUGUGGUUUGUGGUUGCUAUCGGAGUCAUUAUCGCCUUUUUCUUAAUGGGUACUAUUUCAUCGAUAAUGGGAACUACCACAAAAUUCUAUUAUCAAACUGAGUAUUUUAAAUCCAUGAUACGACAGGAGGCUUUUUUCUUUGAUAAGGAACAAAAUUCAAAAGGUGCUCUUGUGGCAUCUCUCUCAUUACAUACGAAUCACAUUCAGAUCUUGUUUACAGUUCUGGGGUCUCUUCUGGUUGCCUUGGUAAAUUUAACAUCGUGCAGCAUUCUAGCACUAGUAGUUUCAUGGAGACUAGCACUGGUGGGAUUGUUUGGCAGUGUUCCUGUUAUUCUUUUGGCCGGUUACCUUCGGGUACGUUCAAUCUCUGCGAAAAGUAAAACUCUUUCUGGCCCCCUACUGAGCAGUGCACAAUAUGCGUCAGAAGUCAUUGGAGCUGUACGAACGGUGGCAGCUUUGACCAUGGAGGAUGAGGUUUGUUUUCAACUCGACAAGAGAAUGCGAGAAUCUCUUCCGGUCUUCUACAAGAAUAUUCUCAUAACAAUGCCGCUGUUUGCCUUUUCUGAGAGUGGAGCUUUUCUUGGUAUGGCUUUGAUAUUCUGGUACGGCGGUAACCUAUUGGCGAAUGGCAAGCUAGAAACUGUUGAACUGUGGAUUGUUUUCUUGGCAAUAUUGUCCGGUGGAGAGGGUGCAGCUGAGUUUUUCGCAAGUUCGAAUAGUAUAUCGCAAGCAGGCCAUUCUAUUAACAACAUCCUCGGCUUAAGAUCGAGAGCAACGUCUACAGGGGCCACACUUGACGGCUGCGCAUCCCAGCCAAAGGAUUACGAUGACGAGAAAGGUAGAAACACUCCAGUAUCUAUCGAGUUUCAAGGCGUCGAAUUCAGUUAUCCAAACUCUUCACAACAUUUAAUUCUGAAAGAGAUUGAUUUCGUAGUUGAACCAGGCCAAAACCUUGCGAUUGUGGGCCCCUCCGGCUCAGGAAAGUCUACCAUCAUUGCCUUACUUGAAAAGUUUUACACAAUCAACAAUGGAUCCAUUCUCAUAAAUUCAUCUUCAUUGAAAGAGAUUGACACCGAAUACCAUCGCAGUCAAACGGGUCUAGUCUCUCAAAACACCACUUUAUUCGAAGGUACUCUUCGAGAUAACAUUCUCCUCGGUGUUCAUGAUUUGUCUUCGGUUGAUGAACGCCUCGAAAAUGCUGCAAAAGAUGCAAAUAUACACGAUUUCAUUAUUUCUCUACCAGAAGGUUACAAUACACAAUGCGGAGAGAAGGGUUUCGGUUUCAGCGGAGGUCAAAGGCAACGAAUAGCACUUGCACGAGCACUCGUGCGCCAACCCAGAAUUUUGUUGUUAGAUGAGGCGACCAGUGCGCUUGACUCUUUGAGCGAGAAGGAAGUACUUGAUGCUUUGAAUAGGAUUUCAGGUCAGACUACCACGAUCACAGUGGCACAUAGACUAGCGACCAUCAGGAAUGCCGAUUGCAUCUUAGUACUCGUGAAAGGAAAGAUUGUUGAGAGAGGUACACACCUAGAAUUAAUGGAGUUGAGGGGGACUUAUUGGACUAUGAAUCAGGCACAAGCUUUAGAUAAGGAUCUUUAGAUUUUUCAAAGUCUUCAUUCUCUAUCUCUGGUACUGAUUUCAUUAUUGUUCGAGGAUUUGAGUAUGCGGUGGUUUGAAGAACUUUGUAAUGAUAUGUACGCUCAUAAUACAAGUAAAAGCGCGCUGAUUCUCAGGUCAAAAUUUCUAUCUUCUUUCUCAAUGAUAAAAUCAAUACUCUGCUUGUAACUCUGCA
Botrytis cinerea B05.10 is the source of this 4218-nucleotide messenger RNA. RefSeq lists its product as hypothetical. The coding region runs from base 270 to 4025 and encodes 1251 amino acids. Gene Ontology annotation, molecular function: ATP binding; ABC-type transporter activity; ATP hydrolysis activity. NCBI's taxonomy places the organism in Eukaryota, Fungi, Ascomycota, Leotiomycetes, Helotiales, Sclerotiniaceae. The transcript is spliced from 5 exons. The record is from RefSeq and is a predicted model, not a curated record. Gene Ontology annotation, cellular component: membrane. Gene Ontology annotation, biological process: transmembrane transport.